This is a messenger RNA of Carassius carassius (crucian carp), 11559 nucleotides long. RefSeq names its product serine/threonine-protein kinase WNK3-like. Lineage: Eukaryota; Metazoa; Chordata; Actinopteri; Cypriniformes; Cyprinidae. The record is from RefSeq and is a predicted model, not a curated record. Bases 356 to 9463 code for a protein of 3035 amino acids. Gene Ontology annotation, cellular component: cytosol; cytoplasm. Gene Ontology annotation, biological process: negative regulation of sodium ion transport; monoatomic ion homeostasis; positive regulation of sodium ion transmembrane transporter activity. The transcript is spliced from 24 exons. Gene Ontology annotation, molecular function: chloride channel inhibitor activity; ATP binding; protein serine/threonine kinase activity.
CCCCCCCCCCCACUCACUGAAGGCCAUUUACCUGUGAAUCAGUCAUCAGCCAAAAGACACUCGAGGUAGGAAAUGGAGAUAAGGAAAGUACACAGCAAAAACUGAAUUAACCUUCACCGUUAUAUUAACAAAACAAGCACCCUCUGAUACUCCUGUGAACUCGAGGGAACUUGGAAUAUAAGAGCCACAGAAGAGAGAGUAAUUCUUGUUGCUGACAGCUGGCAACACUGGAAGGACGGCUGAGGAACUUCAUAAGAGGGUGAGAGGGUGAUCACAGAGUGAGAGAGACGGGGACUGACACAGAGCCAGAGUGCAGGAGGAGGCGGCGGAGGAGGAGUGGGAAAGGACGAUCGCCAUGGCGACGGACCCGGGAGAGCCCACUGCCACAGAGGAAUCCUCUGGAGAGAAACCUGAUGGAAAGAGGGAGGAGGAGAGUGACCAGGGGAACAGGGCUGCCCAUGAGAGAGAGAGGAUUCACAGCACUCCAUCUGACUUCCCCUCCUCACAGACCCAGGAAAGGAGAGCUUGGGGCGCAGGAGGAGGAGGUGGUGGAGUGGAGGAUGGUAAAGAAACAGAGGUGCUGGCCAGACCUCUGACCUUCUUCAUGCCCUCUUCCCCAGCUGCCCACGAACCGUGUCGGAAACGGGAGAACAAACGUUUUUUCCGGAAGAGCGUGGAGAUAUGCGAAGAGGACGAUGAGGUGGAAGAAACCAUCAGCGGCCAUCAUAGUGCCCCUCACCUCGAGUUUUGUGCCUCUGACUCUGUUUUUACCAGCGGAGCCCAGCAGUUACCCGCCAGUGCCUCGGCUGCCUUGAGUGAGGAUGGCACUCAUGGCAUGCAGGAUCCUGAUAAGACCGGCCUUACGACACCCGCUCUGAAGGGGAAGGAGAGAGAUAGAGAACAGGAAGAAGAGGCCGAGAUGAAGGCUGUCGCCACUUCACCCAGUGGCCGCUUUUUAAAAUUUGACAUCGAGCUUGGCAGGGGAGCAUUCAAAACUGUUUACAAAGGCUUGGACACAGAAACCUGGGUGGAAGUUGCCUGGUGUGAACUGCAGGAUCGAAAGCUGACCAAAGCGGAGCAGCAGCGUUUUAAAGAGGAGGCUGAAAUGCUGAAAGGUCUACAGCAUCCCAAUAUUGUGCGUUUCUAUGACUCCUGGGAGUCUGUUCUUAGAGGCAAGAAGUGCAUCGUCCUGGUGACUGAGCUCAUGACCUCAGGAACGCUCAAAACGUACCUUAAGCGCUUUAAAGUGAUGAAGCCCAAAGUUCUACGCAGCUGGUGCAGGCAAAUCCUAAAGGGUCUACAGUUCCUACACACCCGCACGCCACCCAUUGUGCACCGUGAUCUCAAGUGUGACAAUAUCUUCAUCACAGGCCCGACGGGUUCAGUAAAGAUUGGUGACCUAGGCCUUGCCACCCUCAUGCGGACAUCGUUUGCCAAAAGUGUUAUAGGUACACCAGAGUUCAUGGCCCCAGAGAUGUACGAGGAGCACUAUGACGAGUCAGUGGAUGUCUAUGCCUUUGGCAUGUGCAUGCUAGAAAUGGCUACCUCAGAGUACCCAUAUUCAGAAUGCCAAAAUGCUGCACAGAUCUACCGCAAAGUCACUAGUGGUAUCAAGCCUGCCAGUUUUGACAAAGUAAAUGACCCUGAGGUAAAAGAAAUCAUUGAGUGCUGUAUUCGCCAAAACCAAUUAGAGCGGCUCUCUGUGAAAGACCUUCUUAAUCAUGCCUUCUUUGCGGAGGACACCGGUGUGCGUGUGGAGCUUGCUGAAGAAGAUACAGGCUGCAUAGACUGCCUCGCCCUGCGCAUCUGGGUAGAAGACCCAAAAAAACUCAAAGGCAAGCACAAGGACAACGAGGCCAUCGAGUUCAGCUACGACUUGGAGAAUGAUAGUGCUGAAGAGGUUGCACUAGAGAUGGUGAAGUCUGGUUUUUUCCAUGAAAGUGAUGCUAAAGUGGUGGGGAAGUCCAUCAGAGACAGGGUGACUCUAAUUAAGAAGUCCCGUGAAAGGCGGCAACAGCAGCUCCUCCAGCAGCAGCAACAACAACAACAACAGCAAAGUCUGGAUGAGCGCCGUGACUCCUCGGUCCUAACCUCCUCCUUUUCUUAUGUCCAGCCUUCUGGCACCAACUCCUCACAGGUCACAGGAGCUGCUGCAGCUGCUGGGGGUCAGGGAGAAGCAGAGGAGCUGCCGGAAGUGGACCAACAUGUCCAACAACAAGGCACUGCAUUGGGCCUCACAGAGGGUGAGAGUCUUCCUGUUGUCAGCGGCCAAAGCCAAGCUUUUUCUGUACCCGAGACAGGGAACCAAUGUGCUCAUGCUCAAACCAGCUACCCCACUGGCACAUCUGGAGUGAAAGGAGCAGGGGUUAUGUCUCACCCCCAGCUGCUCCCUAUUGGUCAGAGCGGAGGGGUUCCAAAUGUGCCUGUUGGCCAAAAUGGAGGGGUAUCUGGGAUUUCCAUGGGCCAAAGUGGUGGUGGGGCUCCUAAUAUUCCAGUGGCACAGACUUUCAUUCAGCCAGUCACUGUGGCAUCACAGGUCCCAUUAAGUGUGCCUCAACAAUAUUCCCAGCCCCUUCCACCAUACUCAACAGAUGUUACAUCCUCGCAAAUGUUACAAUCCAGACCCACUGACGCCUCCACCCCCCAUAGUUCUGUUGUACAGUCACAGUCAUACAUCCCCCCAGCAUCAUCCCAGACACCCAUGACUGUCCACACAUCCUCCAUCCCAGCUGGAGAACCUAUAGCAUCAGCAGGCAACAUCAUACCACCUAUGCAGACCCAAACUAUUAUUGCUCCUGUGCAACCCACUGAUUUUUUGCCCCAGCAAACUACAGUUCAGACGCAACAGCAGGUGAUGUCAGAAUUGCCCGGAACGGUGCAACUGAACAUUCAGCACCAGACAGUAUUGUUGCCACAGCAAACAGAUCAUGUUCAACAAAUGGCGGUUUUGUUACAACAGCCACAGCACGUAGAACAACCCCAGGUGGUUCUGCAGGAACAGCCAACACAUUCCAGUGCAUCUCAGCAGCCAUAUAUCCCAUUGCCACAGCAGAAACAGCAAACAAUGACCAACCCACAGCAAAGUGAUCUACAACAGCAGGUGUACAUACAGCAACCUGCAAGCAAACCCCAACAGAAAGUUGUGAUACAGCAGCAAGUUCAGCAGCAUCAGGCAUCAGUACAACAACCCCCAGUGGAACAAUAUCAACAUCAGACACAUCAGGCACAGCAAGUUUAUAUGCAACAAAUGGCUGAAUCACAAGAGCAGAACAUGGUAAAGACCUUUGUACAACAGCCGCCUGUACUUCAAACAAUCCAGCAGCCAUUGCAAUUGAUGGAGCAACAACAACAGCAACUUCUGAUUAGGCAACAAAUGGAGCAGCAACAGAAGGCUGUUUUGCAAAUUCAAAUGGAGAAACAAAAUCAACAGCAAGUUUAUAUUCAGUCACCACAGCAGCAAAAAGUUGAACAGAAACAAAUUCUUCUGCAGCAACAACAAAACUUGGCAGUACAACAACAGAUUGAGCAACAGCAGCAAGCUUUACAGCAACAAAAGCAAAUUGAACAGCAACAAAAGGCAAUUUUACAGCAACAGGUGGAACAGCAAAUACAACAGCAACAGGCUUUGUUUCAACAGCAGCAACUGGAGCAACAGCAAGCAUUAUUGCAACAGCAGCAGCAUGAACAGCAACAGGCUCUUCUGCAGCAACAACAAUUGGAACAGAAAGCUUUGCUACAACAACAGCAGCAACUCCAGUUAAAGCAGCAACAAGCUAUUUUACAUCAGCAACAAUUAGAACAGCAACAGCAGGCUUUGUUUAAACAGCAGCAACAACAACAGUUGGAGCAACAGCAAGCUCUUUUACAACAUCAGCAGCAACAAGCACUCAUUCAGCAGCAGCAACAGUUAGAGCAAAAAGUACUGCUACAGCUGCAACAGCAGCAACAAAUUGAACAGCAACAAACCAUAUUACACCAGCAACAGCCGCAACUACAGAAGCCGAUAGAUCAACAAUUGCAACAGCAGAUGUUUGAACAUCAGACAGAGCAGCAACAACAGACAUUGCUACAACAAAGAGAGUCACAGAUGCAUCAACAUCUUCUGAUGCAACAACAUCAGAUCGAAUUACAGCGACAACAAGCCGAAAAACAACUGCAACAAGUUUUAUUGCAGCAACAACAUUUGGACCAACAUGGUACUCUGGCAGAUCACAUCGGACAACAGCUAGCAACCCUAGGGAAAGCACAGCCUGCGGAGACAGUCCAGCAGAUUAGCCAAAUGCAGCACUCUCAACAAAUGAUGCCCCCACAACCUCAGCCCCAUCUUGCUCAACAACAAACUGAACAGCAACAUGUCAUUAUUCAGCAGCAACAAGCUGUCGUCCCACAGGCAUCGCACAGACCAUCUCUGGUAGAGUUACAUGUUCCAACCCUGGUUCAAGCAGUACCAAAAAUGGUUAGCGCUCAAAUACCUAGUCAAUUACCAGCCCCAGUACUCAUCCAGCAACAGGUACCACCACAGAUGUCAGCUCAACCUUCAGCACAAGUUCCGAUCCAAAAUCAAGGGGAGCCUGCGAUUUAUGGUCAGAUACCCUUGAAGGCUCAAAGUCAUCCUGCACCACAGUCAAUGGGAGGCCAUAUUCAAGCAGGCCAGCUGCAAGUUCCACAACCUACCCAACAAAUCACAUCUCCAACAAAGGUUUCUACACCACAACCCAUUCAUUCUUUUGUCCCGACUCCAACACAAAUGGUCUCACAAGGGCAAACCCUUCCAUCCCAAUCUCAGUUUGUUCCACCUCAAGCUGCAGCUUCUCUUCAGUGCCAAGUUGAAGUAGGGUCAACUAAUCCUGCACCUCUUGUGCAUGCUACAGUGCCGGCUGCUUCUACACUUCUACCAACACAAUAUGUUCAAGCACCUGUUGCUUCUCAAACCAGCCAGUCUGUUCAGCUAGACCUCACACAAUCUGUGAAACAACAACAGCCGCCUCUGCACCAAUAUCAGCAAGCAGUACUGUCUCCUGUGUCACUUGCACCUACCAUCAACCCAAUGGCCACCUUAUCAACACAAUGCUAUUUACAACAGACAAACCAAUCUCAAAUGCAGGCCCAGGCUCCCCCAGUUAUCCAAGCUCAGCAACAACCAGUCAGUGUGGCCUCAAUGCAGCCCAUGUCUCCAGUGCAACCUCAGGCUACCCAACAGUAUGAGCCGCAGCUGCCUCAAGCCCACCAUGUGCAGCAACAGCAACCCCUCCAGCAUCAGCAUCACGCCCAACCUGUGCAUCAUCCUCUGCCACUGAAUGCUGUCCUACCACAAGAUCUCCACCAACAACCUAGUCAGCCACAACCUGUAAUCCAACAUAUGCUCCCGAUUCACAUUGCACUCAGUCAGGUACCUCAGACAAAGGCUAGAACAGUACCUCUGUACAGUCAGGUAGUCUCGGGUCCACCACCCUCCCCACAGAACCAGCAGAAACCAGCCAUUCCUGCUCAAACACACACGCAGAUUAGCAUGCAGUCCCACAUAGAGGCUACUGGGAGUUUCGAGCAGCCUCCUACCUUUAUGCCAUCACAGAUCCCCCCAAGUCCAUCUCAUGCUUCCCUACAGCCCUCUGCCACACUCCAAGCCCUACAACCAGCUGUCCCAGUUUCAGAAAUUCCUGUCACAGUGGAGGCACAGCUAACUCAGACAAGGCCUGCUGACAUGAUCCCUGCUUCCCCUCCUGCUGUCAGUGCUUCACAGUCCAAUGACUGUAAUGGAUCUGUGUUGCCCACCACCUCGCUGGCAGAAAGUGACACUGCAUUGCUGGGCAUUGCUCAGGAGAGCCUAAAUCAGUCGGCCAAUAGGGGUUCUUCAUCAUGCUCUGCUCCCACCAAUGGAGAUGAGGCCCAAUCAAUGUGGGCCUGUGGAAAACUAGAUAAGGUAAAAUCUCAGAGGAGAUCAUCCUGUCAAAAAGCUGAAAAAACUCACUUUCAACUGAGCAUGUUGCAGGUCUCAGGCACAGGGGACAACAUGGUAGAGUGUCAGCUGGAGACUCACAGCAACAAGAUGGUCACAUUCAAGUUUGACAUUGAAGGAGAUGCACCUGAGGACAUUGCAGAUUAUAUGGCGGAGGAGGAUUUUGUUCUUGAGCCAGAGAAAGAGAAAUUUGUUGAGGAGCUGAGAACUAUAGUGAAGAAAGCUCAAGGAAUACUGAGCACUCACUCACAGACUGGGUCCUUGGAGCAACUCCAUGUAAGCACCCCAUCCAGUGCAACAAUUGAUUCAGCCCCUCAGUCUUCCCCAGUGGGUCGCUGGCGAUUCUUCAUUAACCAAACUAUUCGCCAUCGUGACUCACACUCCAACCAGGGAGCUUCUACUCCCCCUCCAGUGGGAGAGACCCGAGUCCCCAAGUCCACAGAAACAGAGAAAGAUCAUGAGAACCCUCAGCGCUCAGAGUCUUUUCCUGGGAUAGCAACUUCCCCAAGUUCUUCACUGUCUGCAUCCUCUCCUCCAAUCUCUACUGUGUCAGCUCCUGCAUCCAUGUCAGCUUUGGCUAUUGCUGCCCAAAAAGACGUAACACCUGCUACCUUGCCAACAGCAGAGCAACUCUCCUCUUCUACCCUGACUGCAGGCCCAUUACCUGUCAUGGCCUCCAGCACCUCUGCUGCUCCUUUCCCUGCAGUCGCGGCCUUCAUUGGCUCCAGUGUGGACCAAGGAAAAGCUGCAGUUAAAUGUGAGGGUGAACAGCCCCCCUCUACCUUAUCUAUUUAUGGGACUCAUUCAGCAUCGCUAAUGAGCCACGCUGAUCCUUCACUGCAACUUGUACCACAAACCCAGAUUGCACCCUUGCAGGCACCAGAUGUACUUCAACAAACCCAGGCACUACAGUCAGCAAUGGUCACCACUGAACAAUCUCAGAAACAGCCAGUGUGCCAAGUCGCUCCACAGCCACCAAUACUCCAGCCUAGUGAGUCAAAAACACUAUCACAGCCAAUGCCAAUGGAGACGGUACCUUCGCAGCGAAGUCUUUCAGCUGCCCAAGUUCAGCAGGUUCCUCACCAGCAAGUACCAAUUGAAACUCAACAGCCGUUUCCAUUUCAACCAGUGAUCCCGCAGCAGCUUCCCACUGAGAAAACGCAGAUGUCAUUUCAGCAGGUAUCGCAUGAUAUGGUGCCUAUGACACAAACAGCAGUGCCUCCGGCUGUACAGAAGCAAGCAUCUAUCCAGCAGUCGGAGUCUGAGCUGUCCACAGGUGAAGACACCGUCAGCCACUCCGCCCCACCCCAUCCCUCUUCGGACACGUCUCUCCCACCCCUGCCGCUGUCUGAUACGGCUCCGCCUGCCCUCUCCCACACUUUCACACCCUCUCCAGCCCAGCCCUCCUCGGUAGCAGAGUCAGACAGUGAAGGCCCACCCAAAAUUGAGUUUGUGGACAACCGGAUCAAGACAUUGGAUGAGAAGCUGAGGACUCUUCUGUAUCAGGAACACAGUGGUAGUGGGGCAGCCCUGGGAAGUGGCUCCACCAGCGGCUCUGCUCCUGCCCCCAGCUCCACCUCGGGAUCUGCUGUGGCCUCCACUGGAGUUGACGAGUUUUCAGAGCCCGCCAACACAUUCUCCGCUCCUCCUGCAACUUCUUCAGACACCUCCCCUUACUCCACCUCUUCCACCACCUCCUCCACCACCCCUCGCUCUUCCUCUUCCUCUCCAGAUGGAGAGCGGGAGAGAGCAGGCGAGAAGGAGACGAUCCCGUCUGCUGUGCAACACCAGCCUGCCUCAUCCUUCUCCUCUACAUCCCCUCCAUGCUCUCUCGUUUCCCCUCCACAGGAGCCUGGAUCCCCGAAAGUACCCAGUGAAUCAUUUAUAAGUGCUCCCCCUUCCCUCACUGAAAGCUCCACUCCUGGAGAUGUUCUGUUGCCUUCCUCUUCUCAGCCGCCUGUCCCCCUGUGGCCUGGACAACAGCAGCAGCAGCACUAUGAAGGAGGUGGAUAUUUUGGCCUAAACCUGACGUGUCCUAGUAUCAGAAAUCCUGUUAGCAAGAAAUCCUGGACUCACAAAUUCAAAAGCUGGGCAUGCAAACUGCGCCACUCCGCCAGCUUGUUCAAGAAGCCCAGAGUCCAGCAAGAUGGCAACUUGAGCCAGGGGAUGAAGGAGGAGAGGGAGGCAUGUACAAAUGACCAACCCUGCUCACGCAGAGGGCGUUUCCAGGUGAUUCCAGUGUCCCAGUCUGCAGAGCCUCUUCCAACACAUGAAGCUGCACCAAGUGAAGGGAUCACACAAAGAAAGGUUGGGCGUUUCUCAGUCACCCAGGCCAAACAGAGUGAGGAGCAUUUGACGGACAGCUCCCCCGUUUCACCUGACCUUGAGCAUGAGAGGAGAAAAUCUAAAGGAAAAGAUGGCGAGAAAGAGGACAAGAGAACUACAGCACCCAGAAGUCAUGCACACUUGCCUCAGGGCAGCAGUGACGAUGAGAGCGAGGUGGAGGAUGAAGAUUUGAGGAGAGAACUGCACCAGCUGAGAGAGAAACACAUCAAAGAGGUGGUGUCCCUGCAGGCACAGCAGAACAGAGAGCUGCAGGAUUUGUACAAGCAGCUCCGCUCUCUUAAAGACCACAGACUGCCUCUGUCCAUGACGCUGCCCCGGACCUCUCCUCUGCCCACCGCACCCCUUGCCAUCUCCCCACGUAGACCCCGACCUGCCAAAGCCAGGCUUCGGCCCCGACCCCACUCUCACAUGGAUAACAACGGAGUCACACACCAAGGGAGUCUUCAGCAGUCUAGCAGUUAUUCUGGUGGGGAGAAAACCCCAUCACUGACCGCUAAUAGAGACCAGAGUCCUUCAGCCCAGGGUUCUGCCAAUAGAAAGAGCACAUUCACAGAUGAGCUGCAUAAGCUUGUUGAUGAGUGGUCAAAAGAAGCAGUUUGCCCAGUCCAGCCCAAGCCUUCACUGAAUCAAAUCAAACAGAUCCAACAAGUGCAGGAGUUUGGCGGAUGGGGCCAGACCACUGAGACAACAGCUUCAUCGGGUUGGUUUUCCGGAGCCCCUUUGACUGCUCCAGUUUCAGUCAGCAUGUCUACGAUGGCUCCUACCCCAUAUAGUACCAUCGGUGAACAAACUCAGCCACCUCCAACACAAUUUCCCAUCGCUCCUCUAUCACAGCAGAACAUGGAUCUGCAACCUGCCCUGCACCACCAGCCCCUGCGGUACAGCCCAUCUCCCCUGCACCCGCAGCAGGUCCAAAUCCUGUCAGGAUCCCAGCCCCCGGUGCCCAGUGCACCUUCCCUCAUGACUGCAGCGGGGCCUCCACUGCCCCCCACCACCAGCAUCACAGCCGUCUCUGCCCCCACCGCCAAUCAAGAUGCCGUCUUCUGCUCUAGCUCCUCCUCGUCAUGCUCCUCUUCCUCCUGCUCCACCUCUGUUCUGCCUCCCAGUGCCAAACAUCACCCCAAACACUCCACAUCCACCCUUCCUUUAGGACAGCAGUGAGAAGAUGGAUACCGCUGUACAUCUUGUACAGGAAGGACACUAGUAUCAAGCGGUUGCGUGUUGGUGUGUGUGGGUAUGGGGGUGUAUAAAUACUGUAGUGUGUGUUUGUGUGAGCGUGGGUUUGUGUUGCAUUUUUCAAAACAUAUCCUCUGUGUGUUUCUGCACCAUCAAGUUUUCUAUCUGACUUAGUUGGACCUAAACUCCCCCUAUAUAGAGACAUUUUUGACAUGAGGCGAUCCUCUUUGUUUUUAUUUAUCAAUGGAUUUUAAAAAGUGCAAUUAGUAACUGAUAUUUAAAUCCAUCUUUUUUGUGUUGUUGUGACAUGGAUCUGUAUAGCUUAAACGGAUUAUUUUUUUAUAUAUACGCACAGAAAAGACAACAACAACCAGACGUCAGCAGCGACGCACCAUCUUUAUAGAGCACAACAGAUUCAGCCGGCGGCGGGAUCGAUCGCAUGUUCCAACGCAGUGCAUGGUAACCUUGCAACCAUCAUCGUAGCUACCAAAACAAUCGUUGUGCACGAAUAAGGCAUGCUCCUCAUGUAUUAUAUUUUAUGAUGAUAAAAAAAACGUAGCGUUUUAGAUUUAGCCGAGAUUUUUUCUAGAAUAACAAAUAGCCAUUGACUAAUUCCUUUCAAGAUCCUGCAAUUGAUUCUGAAAAAAUAUAUAUAUAUUAAUUUGGUUUCAAAUGAAACUAGCUAAUGUGAUUGCAGUAUUUUCCUCUCUGUUUUAGCAGACAUUCACACUUUCAAGGUUUACACUAUUAACAUUAUUCCCAUGGUGAAGAGUGCAAGACUAGGCGGCUGUUUGGAUAGCUCAAGUGAAGUAAAUGCAGCUUUUUCUUGUUCUUGUGUAUUUUUGCACAGUCCCGUAUGAACGUGCUUCCGUGCACACCGAACUGUGAUCUGUAAACUGUGAGUUUGCGUUUAGUGAAUGCAAAACGCUGGCAAAAAGAUGUAUUCCUCAUCGGAUCUGACAUCAGAUACUACUCUGGUGGAAAAUUGUAUAUAUACAUAACUCCCAAGCAAAUUAAUGAUUGAGAAAACAUCCAGAAAUAGGUUGCCUUUCUACAGUGUAUAAAGCUUUUAUGUGAUUCAGCUAGACCAAGAUAUCAGAGGCCAGCCUUUAAAUCAGCAGCUACGCAACUCUGUUGUACAGCCGGACCACUAAAGAUUUAUAAAGUGGUUGUCAGACUGCAUUCUCCACUGACUGUGUUCUUUAAUGUUUUGUUGGAAAAAGUAACGGAAGGUUGGUACGAAUGAAGCAACCUGCUUUUUUCAACAAAUAGGUGAGAGAAAUAGGGUUGAAUGUAUUGUGUAAAGCGCACAGGAAAUGAGGGUCCGGUUUGUGUUGUGAAGCUUUUUGAAUCGUGCUACUGUUUGAACUUGUGGAUGUUACAAAAAGAGGUCAACAUGACCGCUGCCAACAGAGGGUUGUGAUCAUUCAGUUUCCAGUAUUUCAUGUCAUUUUUCUAAAGACAAGACCCACCUCUUCGCAGUAAACCAACAGUACAGCAGUGGUGAGUAUAAAGGCUGUUUUGUAUAAGAAAACUCAAAACAUUAUCUAUUUGAUCUGUACAAAUGGGAAAUGUAAAGAUAACCCUCUGCUGAAGUGUUACCAACAUGUAAUCUAAAAAGAAAGCAUUAUUUUUGUAUUUUGAAAGGGGUUUUAAAAAAAUAAUUUAAAUUGUGUACUGAUCAGUGUUGAGAAAGCUGUGAUACACAGGUCCUAAAACAGUUUAUCGAGUUCCCCGGCUUCCAACUUUACCCCAAAUGUUUGUUUAAAGAUUACAACAUGAUAUAGAUUUUUUAUUUUUUAGAGGGGAUUUAAUUCAGUGUAAGUCAUUUGGAAUAUUAGAAGCCAAAUCAUUUCUACAGUGGAGGUGAUGUGUGGGUAAAGCUGUACAGUAAAACCAGGGGGAACCCAGAAUUACUUUACUGACCACCAAUAAUUAAAGGUUAUUUAAGUGAAAAUAAUCUAUAGAGGACUAAACUUAUUGCUGGUGAUUUAGCUAUUGUAAAUUAUAACUAAUUCAACUGUUGAUUCUAUUUAUGUUUUGUAACUAAUCAAAAAUAAACAUCACAUGUUAAACAUCAA